Acanthoscelides obtectus is the source of this 1087-nucleotide messenger RNA. The record is from the annotation of a GenBank genome assembly. Lineage: Eukaryota; Metazoa; Arthropoda; Insecta; Coleoptera; Chrysomelidae.
CUGGACAGAAUGUUCGCUUCGACGUCACAAAGAAAUGAUGAUGAUUUGCGGGCGUCUUACAAUAUCUCGUUACCAAUAGCAAAAUCCGGAAAACCGCCUACUAUCGGAGAGAAGUUAAUUUUGCCAGCCGUUGAAGAGGUUUUAAAAACUGUUUUACACAAACCUGCAUCUGAUAUCAUUAAAAGAAUUCCCUUAAGCAACAAUACUGAUGAAAGACGUAUUGAUGAAAUGAGUUCUGAUAUUGGAAGCUUCUUAUGUAAUUAUUUGCAAACGAUCCAUUUCUCUAUACAACUGGACGAGUCAACUUUACCUGAUAAUGCAGCAUUAUUAUUGGCAUAUGUUCGUUUUAUUAUGAAUCAAGAAAUCUACGAAGAACUGCUCUUCGCAAGAACUUUGAUAAUCGACACUAAAGGUGAAUCAAUAUUUCAUGUUUUGAAGGUUUACUUCAUUGAAAAAGAAAUUCCUUUAUCAAAUACAAUAUCAGUAGCUACAGAUGGAGAACCUGCCAUGGUUGGACUGGUGCAAACAACGGUCACUCUGGGAUCAGGAAUGGAACAGUAUUGUCUUUAGUGAUGAGGUUAGAAGGCGACGUGGUGAAAGGAGUAAUCCACAGUUUUUUGUUGAAGGACAUGUUCAUCACACUGUUGGAGUUAUGGUUUGGGGUGUUAUAGCUUAUGGUUCCAGGUCACCUUUAAUCUUCAUCAGAGGUAACAUGAACGCGCAGCGUUAUAUCCACGAAGUUCUAGAACCCUAUCUUGACACCCUGGCAGAUCGAACUUUCCAACAAGAUAAUGCCCGACCACAUGUUGCAAGAGUCACAAUAGACUUCUUUCAACAUAAUGAUGUCACAUUGUUACCAUGGCCACCAAGAUCUCCCGACUUAUCCCCAAUUGAGCACGUGUGGGAUAUGAUGGGUAGGAGAUUGCUCAAUUUGCAACGUCCUCCUCAGACUCUAGAAGCACUUCGAGAGGAGUUGGUGGUUGCCUGGAAUGAGAUACCACAGGAGGACAUUGACCACCUGAUCAGAAGCAUGCCUAGGCGCGUUGGAGAAUGCGUAGCACAUCAGGGUGCAUCCACACAUUAUUAA